AUGUCUGUUGAAAUUAAUUCUCUUUUACACGCUGGGUAUUCUCACCCACUCUUCCGUGAAUGGCAAGCUACGCGUUCCAUCACAAAGUCUGCUUUAAUGUAUCCUAUUUUCAUUACGGACGUUGAUGAUGCCAAAGAAGAGAUUCCUAGCAUGCCAAAUCAAUUUCGAUGGGGUGUAAGUCGUCUUCAAGAGUUCCUUGGUCCUCUUGUUGAACGAGGACUUCGCAGCGUUAUUUUGUUUGGUGUCAUUUCUGAUUCCUCAAAAAAGGAUUCAUGCGGUUCCAUGGCCGACUCUGACGAAUGCCCGGUAGUCAAGGCCGUGAAAGUGAUCCGUAAGUUGUUUCCUGAUUUAGUCGUCGCCUGUGAUGUCUGUUUAUGCGAAUACACAAGCCAUGGUCAUUGCGGCGUUCUGUAUGAUGAUGGAUCUGUAAAUAACGCCAAAUCCGUUGAAAGAAUUGCUGAAGUUAGUGGUAAUUAUGCUUUGGCUGGUGCCCAUAUAAUUUCUCCUAGUGAUUGUAUGGAUGGUCGUAUAAAAGCUAUCAAGUCAAAGCUCAUGGAGUUAGAUCUUUCGCAUCGUGUUGCUGUAAUUUCUUACUCUGCAAAAUUUGCUUCUGGUUUCUUUGGUCCUUUUCGAGAUGCUGCCGGUAGCGCCCCUAGUUUUGGAGACAGAAGAUGUUAUCAACUUCCUAUGAAUGCUCGCGGUUUAGCUCGCAGAGCGAUACUCCGUGAUUUACGCGAAGGAGCCGACGGUAUUAUGGUUAAGCCUGGCACUCCUUAUUUAGACAUUCUAGCCGAGGCUGCAAGAUUGGCUGAGGAUUAUCCUAUUUCAACUUACCAAGUUUCUGGUGAGUAUGCUAUAAUCCAUGCUUCUGCCAAAGCGGGCAUUUUUGAUUUGAAGCAGCAUGUUAUGGAAACUAUGCAUGGCUUUAUGCGUGCUGGUGCAUCUUUGGUUUUAACUUACUUUACCCCCGAGCUUUUAGAAUGGUUGGACAAUUAA
Molecule: messenger RNA, 996 nt
Organism: Schizosaccharomyces cryophilus OY26
Lineage: Eukaryota; Fungi; Ascomycota; Schizosaccharomycetes; Schizosaccharomycetales; Schizosaccharomycetaceae
Product: porphobilinogen synthase Hem2
Exons: 1
Coding region: 1-996 (331 amino acids)
Biological process (GO): heme biosynthetic process
Cellular component (GO): cytosol
Molecular function (GO): zinc ion binding; porphobilinogen synthase activity
Source: RefSeq, a predicted model, not a curated record